Molecule: messenger RNA, 1385 nt
Organism: Ceratitis capitata (Mediterranean fruit fly)
Lineage: Eukaryota; Metazoa; Arthropoda; Insecta; Diptera; Tephritidae
Gene: Tango2
Product: transport and Golgi organization protein 2
Exons: 4
Coding region: 356-1366 (336 amino acids)
Biological process (GO): protein secretion; Golgi organization
Cellular component (GO): Golgi apparatus
Source: RefSeq, a predicted model, not a curated record
ACGUUCCCAUUUGGCUCACAUCUGCUGAUUUCACUUUUGUGUAUUUGUUGUGAUUAGAUAAGGAUUGUAGUGAUAAUUAGCCAGAAUAAUAGUUUAAAACAGUAUUAUAUUAAAAAGAUUAAUCGCUAAUCUACACGAGUGGGAUGUGGCUUUCUGCACAAUAAUCAUAGUUGCGUACACUAUAUAACAGAAGCACCCAACACAGUCUUCAAUGAAGAGUAAAGCCAUUGUUUCCGAUAAAAGCUGACAACGAAAUUUGGUCACUACAUUGACACGUACAAUUGCUUAGCUCAACUACAGCAACGGUCGAAAUUUGGAAAAGUAAAAUUUGACAAAGUAGAAUUAAGAAAAUAAAAUGUGUGUGAUAUUUUUUUAUGUGAACUCAAAUCCAGCUCCGGGUGGUUACAAACUAAUAUUAGCGUCAAAUCGGGACGAGUUUUUUGCACGAGAUACACAAGAUGCAGCUAAGUGGGCAAAUGCGGAGCAUGUUUAUGGAGGCAUUGACCUCGAAACUGGCCGCGAGGGUGGCACUUGGCUAGCGAUUGGUGGCCAUGACGGCGUAUUUAAAGUAGGUGCUUUGCUUAAUUUGACAGGCGAACCAAAACCAAGAAAUGCUAAGGCUAUACCACACCCUAACAUAAUGUAUAUUCAUCAUCAUGACAACAAUAAGGCUGACGACACAGGAAUCCACAAUUCUACAGACAACAAAUCAAACAACUUAUUACUAUUACAUCCUGAACAUUUUUUGCUAGGCCGUGGCAUGAUCGUAUCGAACUUUGUUGCCUCUACGGAUGACUGCAAUAUUGACCAUUACAAUAGUGAACUAUUGGCUGAGUGUACCAAGUACAGUGCGUUCAAUUUCGUUUCAAUUGAAAUCGGUGACUCGAAAAAACCAGCUAAAAUAUCACUUUUAAGCAAUACACCAGCCGGCUUAGAGCACUUUGACGAGGGCAAAUGCCAUGGUUUCGGCAACAGUCUGGCUGCGGUGCCUUUUCAAAAAGUCAUAAAUGGGCGUGAGCGCUUUCAAAAUAUAGUUGACAAUUUCCAUAAAAACCUACAGACAUCUACCCCAGAUGACGCGUAUAAUAUGCAAAAUGAACUAGUCACAAAUCUGAAAAAUUUACUUAAAUGUAAACAUAAAUUUUGGCCUGAUGCUGAACUGAAACGACGUGCACCUAAUUGGGGUGAGCAUUUGAGUGCGCUGAAUGUGAAUAUACCAAAUGCUGAAUAUGGUAGUCGCACGCAUACGGUGAUUUUGGUAGAUGAAUAUGAUAAAAUGCAUUUCUAUGAGGAAACAAUGGCUGGUCUGGAUCCCGAGGGAGAAUGGCGGUGUACGCAUCUUGAAAAAUGCUUUUUUCGUAACUAAUGUUAAGGUAAAACAACAA